This is a messenger RNA of Medioppia subpectinata, 1191 nucleotides long. The record is from the annotation of a GenBank genome assembly. NCBI's taxonomy places the organism in Eukaryota, Metazoa, Arthropoda, Arachnida, Sarcoptiformes, Oppiidae.
AUGGCGUCGAAGAAGUAUUUCAAGCUUGUGUUGAGAUCUGAUGUAAAGGAACCGCUUCUUCGGCGUCUGAAUGAUAUGAAUGUUACGAUUCCUAAGAAUAUUGUAUUUGGAAAAGAGUUGGAAAACCUAAAGAGAGGCAAAAAACUGAUUCAAAUCGAUCUGAAGAAAGCGGAGGGAAAAGACAUUUUGAAGAGAUUAUGCCAAACAGCGGAUGUACUCAUCGACACAUUCAGACCCGGAGUUAUGGAGAAACUGGGUUUAGGGCCAGAGGUGUUGACGCCACUGAACCAGCGUUUGAUUUACACGCGAAUCACUGGUUUCGGACAAACGGGUUAUUUGUCGCAAAAGGCCGGACACGACAUCAACUAUUUGGCCAUUUCGGGCAUUCUGUCGAUGUUAGGCACACCCGAGAGACCACUUCCGCCCAUCAAUGUGUUGAGCGAUUACGGGGGCGGAGGACUGAUGGCAGCGCUGGGCGUAUGUCUGGCCCUUUUCGAGAGGAGCAAAUCAGGAAGAGGUCAAGUGAUUGACUGCAAUCUGACUGAAGGCGCGUCAUAUCUAUGCCAAUGGAUAUGGGAGUCAAUGGACGACAACUAUGGUAUGAAAGGCAUUGUUUGGCGCCAACCGACGGAACGGAUGGGCAAUAUGCUGGACGGCGGCGCCCACUUCUACCGGUGCUAUAGGACUCUGGACAAUANGGAUAUGGGAGUCAAUGGACGACAACUAUGGACUCUGGACAACAAAUUCAUGGCAGUGGCCGCACAGGAGUGGAAGUUUUACGAGCAAUUUAUCAACACUUUAGGCCUCGAUAUUAAUGAUUACGAGAGAAAUGAGUUACAAAAUUGGGGCCAAUUGUCCGAUAAAAUUGCGGCCGUUUUUGCCACUAAAACCCAGAAAGAGUGGACAGAGAUGUUCGACAAAGUGGACUGUUGUGUGACACCAGUGCUCGAUAUGCAGAGCGCUCACCAAUACAUCCAUAAUAGGGAUCGCAACUCGUUUUUCCCGGACGGUAGGCCCAGACCGGCGCCCAUUCUGUGCCGAACUCCGGCCAAACCCGUUGCGAGUGAUAACGAUGUGAACGACUGUUUGCACACAAAACAAGUGCUUAUGAAAUAUGGAUACUCUGAACAAGACAUCAAACAAUUGACGGCCAAUAAAGUUAUUACUGUAGAAAAUACGUCAAAAUUGUAA